This is a messenger RNA of Aureobasidium melanogenum CBS 110374, 2469 nucleotides long. Its product is annotated as P-loop containing nucleoside triphosphate hydrolase protein. NCBI's taxonomy places the organism in Eukaryota, Fungi, Ascomycota, Dothideomycetes, Dothideales, Saccotheciaceae. Gene Ontology annotation, molecular function: GTPase activity; GTP binding; translation elongation factor activity. The annotation marks the transcript as partial. Gene Ontology annotation, biological process: translational elongation. The record is from RefSeq and is a predicted model, not a curated record. The transcript has a single exon.
GCUUCAAUAUUCUCAUUUGAUGAGACUGAACCACGAGUAUCAUCACCAUGGCUCAAGCAGCUUGAUUCUCUGAAUAGCACCAGAACUCCAUCGCGCAACAGUAACUUUGUUGCCGAGUCUGAGCCUACCGCUUACUUGGAUGAAGCUGGCCAUAUCACCAGGCUCGAGGCUGAGCCCCAGAAAGGUCCUGUUGAGUACAAGCUCCAUCUUCUAAUUCGACCCCGUCGCAAUUACACAUACAUGAGUACUGUGACACGGAUAUCUGGCUCGAAGCAUUCAAAGUACAAUGGUCCAUCCCGUAGUACUUCUGGGACACCGCUGCCGGCAAAGAGUGCCUCUCCGUCUGUCACGCCGAACUACAGGCAGGAUAGAUUUGAACACCUGACUACCCAGCUUCUUUGGAGACUUGGUCAAUCUUGUCCACAUCACUCGAAUGCAUCGACCACACUCAUUCUACCACAGCUGCCGGAAAGCACAACAGAGCUACAAGCACCACCAAAGCCUGGACCAAUACAUCCGGGCUUGGAAGAAAGUGAGGGUGCGCUCUACGAAAUUGGUGUUUCUGAUGAUGGCACUCUUGUCGGCCUUGCCGAGGACGAGAUGCAGGACAGUCUCAACAAUUUGCGUGCCAUGGCUGCAAGUUUGGGAUGUAUUGUUGAGGUGCAGAGGAUGGUCAAAGUCGGUACCUGUUCCUACACGGCGCAAACCGAGGGAAAGCUCUCUUCGGAAGCUAUUGAACACCAGAGUGAUCUUUAUGUAGCAGAAGCUCUGGUGAAACCAAACUUGACGACACUUGUGGACAACGGCCGUCCUCGCGUGGACAAUACGCUGGAAGAUGAUCCGAUCGAGACCAAGUCGACAACGCAACUUCGAAUAUCUCUCACAGGAGCUACUAUGUCUGGAAAAUCGUCUUUGCUUGGCACUCUGUCAACGUCAACUCUAGAUGAUGGCCGAGGCAAGAGCCGCUUGAGCAUGCUCAAACAUCGACACGAGAUUACUUCUGGUAUCACGAGCUCAGUCACCCAAGAGUUGAUGGGGUAUUCUCCAACUUCAACAGGCGAUGUGAAAGUCAUCAAUUAUGCUACAGAAGGUGUAACAUCGUGGAUUGAUAUGCACACAGCUUCCGCCGAUGGACGUUUGGUGUUUGUGGCAGAUUCUGCUGGUCACCCACGUUACCGACGGACGACGGUCAGAGGUCUUGUAGGCUGGAAGCCGCACUGGGUACUUCUUUGCGUACCUGCUGAUGACGAAGUGAAGUCCUCUAGUAAGGUCGCAGAGGUGCUGGGUCCGGCUGCCAGUGACAUCGACCUAUCUGCAGCACAUCUAGACCUCUGUCUGCGUCUUCAAUUGCCUCUGGUGGUCGUGAUCACCAAGUAUGAUUUGGCACAACUAUCCGUCUUGAAAGCCACCUUAGGGAAACUGCUCUCGGUUCUGAAAUCUGCCGGCAGAAAACCGCUGAUGAUACCUAACUCGCCAGGCACUGUCGACGAGGAAGAACUACAGAGCUUCACUCAGAAGAAAUCGGCUAGUAUACGUAAGACCAUUGACACUUUAUACAACGAUCCUCUGUCAGCAGUUCCGAUAGUCUUGACAAGCGCUGUACAAGGUGCAGGGUUCGAUAAUUUGCAUGCUGUCCUGAACGAGCUACCCAUUCCUGACCAUCGGGAGGAACCUUCAGUCAAUUCAAAAACUGCAACCUCCCUCUUCCAUAUCGAGGAUAUAUACAACAAAGCACAGGAUGCCAGUACCAUCAUUUUGAGUGGCCACUUGGGCAGAGGUACAAUAUCAACAGGAGAAGAGCUUUUCCUGGGACCCUGUUCCCCUUCUGGUGGAGAUGACUCCGAAGACUCAGAUACUCAACAGCGCCCUCGACUCGCUCAAACUUUACCACCAUCACGUUCUUUCCCAGGUGCGCUCAAGACUCAUGGAAGUCUCAAUCCGUUCAACAAAGCAUCAGAGCAAGAAUGGCGUAGAGUCAAGGUUGCAAGUAUCAGAAACUUGCGUCUUCCUGUCUCAACUCUGCAGUCUGAUCAAGCAGGCACUAUUGGUAUUGAGUUGAGUGAUGACAAGUCUCUCGAUACAUGGGCCACUAUCAAGGUGCGAAGGGGUAUGGUGCUCUGCAAUAAGCCGGCGACUUCGUCUAGCACUAUUGUCGCACAAUUCAGACGGGAUGAUUUGGGCACGUUGGCAGUUGGGAGCCAAGUUGUAGUGUACCUCGCAAGUGUUCGCUCAUCUGCAAGAAUAUUGUCCUGCAGAACUCCUGAGCCUUCUGAACUAGUAGGUGAAGACACCAGUCCGGAGGUACUUGAUCAGGACAGUGGCUCGCAGGAUGGUGAAUUUGCCAAUAGGGCUGCUGCUGGUGCUAUCACGCAUCAGUUCCUGCAGGUGACGUUCCAUUUUGACUCCACAAAGGAAUGCGUCGAAGUCGGUUCCAAGAUCCUGGUCAUGCCUGGAGGUGGUCCAGGCUUA